AUGGCGUCGUCCGCCGUGCCCCGCCACGCCGCAGGCGCGCGGACGUUGUCAGGGAGCGUCAAGAUGGCGGCGCUAGCGCUGGGCGCAGCAGGCGCCGCAAUAAACGGCGGAAUUUCCGCCGUCGUUGGCGCUGGCAGCCGCGCGGGGGGAUCGGCGGGGGCGGGGGAAGCCGCCGAUGGGCAGGCGUCGAGCCCCAAAGGCGGCUUCCGCGGCGCUGGCAGUCCGCGCGCGCAUGGCGGACUGUUUCCGCGACAGGCGGCAGUGAACUACCUCUGCCUCAUGCUGCCCUUCCUCGCCCUCUCCACUCUCCAGCUGUACCUGAUGUGGUUACCGGAGCUGGGGCCCAUGCGGUUACCACAGGACGACUUCGUGGGCAGCAAAUCGACCAAGAGCAGGGCGCACCAGUUCAACUACCGAACACUGCUGGCCCACACAGCCAGUGACGUCCUCUCCUUGCACAAGCUUCUGGAGCAGAGCAGGAAGGAGCUGAAGGGUCAAGUAGCACAGGGGGUGGAGAAGAUGGGGUUGGAGAUGCUGCAGACGAAGCAGGACAGUGCACGGGCCGCUGCUGACGUGGCGGACUGGUGGCAGCACGAGCAGGGCAGGCUGAAAGCCAUGAGCCAGGACGUCGGGCAGCUGAAAGAUAUUGUCGGGCAGCACGCAAGGAAGCUGGAGGCGCAAGUGCGAGCGAUGCAGGAAGCCUCUGGAAGCAACGAGGUGCAGCAGAGGGAUGGCAGGGAUGGUUUCCCCUUGGGUGAGGGUGGGGAUAAAGAGGGCGACGAGGAGGGGGAGUUGGCACAGCCGGAGCAGUGGCAGAAGGGGCGGCAGGAGCCGCUGAAGCACUUCUGGGUGGCGGAUGAAAGGCCCUCACAGUGGAAGCAACGGGCCUUCCAGCGGCACGGGUCGUUCGGAUUCAUCAAGUUCAGUGCCUCCCGGGUAAAUGCGUCUACGGUGGCAGUGCUGGGGCUGGCGUCUCUCCCCAUGCACCACGGCCGCCGCUUCUCCUCCUGCCGCUGGCACACCAAUGCUGCUGCUUCUCCUCUCCUGCGUCCUUCCCGUGCCCCAAUCCACGUCCCUCCUCCACCCCCUCCCCAGCGCCUACCGAGUGAAUGCAUCAACGGUGGCAGUGCUGGGGCUAGCAUCACUCCCCAUGCACCAGGGCCACCGCUUCACCUCCUGCCGCUGGCACGCCUCCUCCCCUGCUGCUGCUGCUGCUGCUGA
Messenger RNA from Closterium sp. Naga37s-1, 1221 nucleotides. The record is from the annotation of a GenBank genome assembly. Lineage: Eukaryota; Viridiplantae; Streptophyta; Zygnematophyceae; Desmidiales; Closteriaceae.